AUGUGAAUUUGGGCAGUAGAGUAUACUUAUGGUUUACUUGUAAUUUAGGAUUAAUUAUGCUUUAUAUGAGGAGCUUGAUGCUGGGGAUAUGGAGCGGACGAGAGAUGUGUACAGGGAGUGCCUUAAGCUUAUUCCACACGAGAAGUUUUCUUUUGCAAAGAUCUGGCUUCUUGCUGCACAGUUUGGAAUAAGACAGCUCAAUCUCAAGGGUGCGCGACAAAUUUUGGGAAAUGCUAUUGGAAAGGCACCUAAAGAUAAGAUCUUUAAGAAGUAUAUUAAAAUUGAGCUGCAACUUGGUAAUAUUGACCAUUGCCGAAAACUGUAUGAGAAGUAUCUAGAGUGGGCACCUGAGAACUGCUAUGCAUGGAGCAAAUAUACUGAAUUAGAAAGAUCUUUAGCUAAAACAGAGUGGGCAAAAGCUAUUUUUGAGCUUGCCAUCUUAGACAUUUGUUUUCUUAUUGAUGAAAAUUGA
This is a messenger RNA of Gossypium raimondii (Peruvian cotton), 472 nucleotides long. Its product is annotated as pre-mRNA-splicing factor CLF1-like. Bases 89 to 472 code for a protein of 127 amino acids. The record is from RefSeq and is a predicted model, not a curated record. NCBI's taxonomy places the organism in Eukaryota, Viridiplantae, Streptophyta, Magnoliopsida, Malvales, Malvaceae. The transcript has 4 exons. Gene Ontology annotation, molecular function: protein binding. Gene Ontology annotation, biological process: mRNA splicing, via spliceosome; spliceosomal complex assembly. Gene Ontology annotation, cellular component: post-mRNA release spliceosomal complex; U2-type catalytic step 2 spliceosome; Prp19 complex.